Vicia villosa (hairy vetch) is the source of this 1464-nucleotide messenger RNA. RefSeq names its product protein MRG2-like. NCBI's taxonomy places the organism in Eukaryota, Viridiplantae, Streptophyta, Magnoliopsida, Fabales, Fabaceae. Gene Ontology annotation, biological process: regulation of DNA-templated transcription; chromatin organization. Gene Ontology annotation, cellular component: nucleus; histone acetyltransferase complex. The transcript has 9 exons. Bases 214 to 1206 code for a protein of 330 amino acids. The record is from RefSeq and is a predicted model, not a curated record.
AAUUAAGUGAUUUAUAUUGUCAAGGAAUGAUAUCUUAGUGGUGAAAAACAAAAAGUACUAACUCCCUUGUUCUUCAACAACUAAGCAAUAGAGUGUUUGUUCUUUGCUGGUUGGUGUUGGGUUGUAAGAAACUCACCAUUAGAGCAAUAGAGUGUUGUUUGGAAGAAGAAUAAGAACUAGAAAUCAAAAUGGGAAGUUCGAAAACAAGCAGUGAUGUUUCCGAUAGCAGUAGCUCUCAAACCGAACUCGAGAAUCACAUUUCCGCUUCUCCCUACGCUGAAGGAGAGAAAGUCCUUGCUUUCCACACUGAAUUUCUUUAUGAAGCCAAGGUUAAGCAAAUUGAGUACAAGCAUAAACGAUGGAGAUUCUUUCUUCAUUAUCUUGGAUGGAAGAAAAGGUAAGGUUGCUUGUGAUGAUGGUGUUGUUGAUGAUGAUGAUUAUGUGAAGAAUUGUGGGUUUGAUUUUGUUAGGUUUUGUGUUUUUUUUUAUUGCAGUUGGGAUGAAUGGGUUGUUAUUGAACGGUUGAUGAAACAUACUGAGGAAAAUAUGCGGGUAAAACAUGAACGUGAUGCAAAAUAUGGCAAUGAAAAGAAUGCGAGAAAGCCGCGUGCAUCAUCGAAGGGUUCGAAUGUAGCGAGAGGCAGGAAACGGAAGAAUGAUUCUCUGGUUAAGGAAAAAACUGUGGCUCUUCCUGAUAAACUUGCCAACUUUCAGAUUCCACCAACACUAAGGAAGCAAUUAGUUGAUGAUUUUGAGUUUAUUACUCAUCUUGGCAAGCUUGUUAAACUUCCACGUACUCCUAAUGUGAAUGAUAUAUUCAAGACUUAUUUUGACUACAGAUCAAAGAAAAGUGGACCGAUAGCUGAUUCGGUUGAAGAAAUUAUGAAAGGACUGAGUUGUUACUUUGACAAAGCGUUGCCAGUGUUGCUCUUGUACAAUAAUGAGCGUCAGCAGUACAAAGAAGCUUGUCCAAAUGAUAUUGUUCCUUCUUCUAUAUACGGUGCUGAGCAUUUGUUACGUCUCUUUGUUAAAUUGCCAGAGUUGUUGUUCCAUGCUAACAUUGAAGGCGAUACAUUGGUAGAACUCCAGGCACAAGUAAUUGACUUUCUCAGGUUCUUGCGAAAAAAUCAGAGAGCAUUUUUCCUUUCUUCUUAUCAUGUCCAGGAAGAUGUUGAGAACAGCAGUGACAAACGAUUUUGCACAUAAUAUCACAGAGCAUCUGCUGUUGCAGAAUGCUUGUUAAAAAUGCAGUUUAUUAACAGAUCAAAAUGUUGUCACAUUAGGUUUGUUGAGUGUUACUUGUAGUCUUGGUAAUCCAACCUUUUCGGGGUAAAUGGAGAUGAACUAUUUAAAGGAUGCUACUGACCCUCAUUUUAAAAUGUCAGUUGCAUCUCUGAAAUUUAUUUAAGGUUUAGUCUGUUGUUGAACGAAAAGAUUUCUAUCGAUGAGGUUUGUGGUUGAGUA